Messenger RNA from Ornithodoros turicata, 4652 nucleotides. Its product is annotated as nidogen-1-like. The transcript has 17 exons. Gene Ontology annotation, biological process: cell-matrix adhesion. NCBI's taxonomy places the organism in Eukaryota, Metazoa, Arthropoda, Arachnida, Ixodida, Argasidae. The record is from RefSeq and is a predicted model, not a curated record. Gene Ontology annotation, molecular function: calcium ion binding. The coding region runs from base 55 to 4116 and encodes 1353 amino acids.
GGUGUCGCAGACGACGCAGCAGACGACCCGGCGUGCGAGCGGCCCUGUUGAAGGAUGGCGAUACCGGCGUCAGCACGGAGUUCCCUGUGGUUGGUGGCUGCCAUCAUUCUCAACGCAGUCCACGUGCAAUGUCUGUCCAAGGAUGACUUUUUUCCUUUUGGACCAACCGUCGACCAAAGCUUGUCGCCGGACAACGAUGUUAGCUCCUCGGAGUUGCAGCUCAGUACUCCAAUCUUAUUUUACGGGAGAGAGUAUUCAACGCUAUACGUGAAUGACAACGGACUCCUGUCCUUCCUGACGGAAGUGCCGAGGUUCUUCAGCGCCCAGUUCCCUCUCUCUUAUCCAAUCAUCGCUCCACUCUAUUGUGAUGUGGACACAAGAGCCGCAGGGCGUGUCUUUUACCGGGAGACCCAAGAGCCAGACUUGCUGCGUCGCUUCGACACUCUGGUAUCUGAGAACUUCGCCCUCGGUGCCAGGUUUAGGGCACAAAGCCUGUUUAUUGCGACGUGGGAUGGCGUCGGAUACUUCGAUACGAAGGCAGACAAGGUGAACACCUUUCAAGUCGUGGUCGGAUCCGAUGUGGGAGGAGGUGACAGCUACGUGGCAGUCCACUACCCCGAGGGCGGCGUGCAAUGGAUCCAGGCAGAAGCUAAGAACCCUUCCCUGCCGGAUCCCAAGGCCCAGGCGGGUUUCAUGUCCGGAGGAGAAGGAGGCUUCCAUACUCUCAUCAGGGGCUCUGGCACCGACCAGUUGCUCAACUUGGACAGGAUGAGCAACACCGGUGUACCAGGCCAAUGGGUGUACCACGUUUCCGGGCCCCAAGUGGUAGGGCCAGACAUAGGGAACGGCGAAUUCCUGGAUGUCGCUGGCUGCGCCCGGGAACCUUGUCCCCCAUCUAGCAACUGUGUCGACUACGAAGGCGGCUCCUGCUGUCGAUGCAACGAAGGACUCUUUGGAAAUGGACGACACUGCGUCGCAAACGGCACAGCCCAGAGGAUUACCGGUAAACUGAAGGGGAUCCUCAACGAUGUUCCCCUGAGCAAGGAAGUGGAUGUGCAUUCUUACGUGGUGCCCACCGAUGGAAGGUCUUACACGUCAUUGAGCCGUGUCGUCCCAACAUCUCUGGGCAGCGACCUCCAAGCACUGCUGACUCUGGGAGGAGUCGUAGGGUGGAUGUUUGCGGUGCCCAAGGGACACGAAGCUUUCAACGGCUUCAUGCUCACCGGUGGCGUCUUCAACCGAACGGCGGAUGUGACGUUCCCGCAGACAGGACAUCACGUGACCAUCACGGAGCAGUACAUGGGUGUUGAUGCCUUCAACAUGAUGCGCAUGUCUGUGGAAGUCCGUGGCUCGCUACCAUCUCUUGCACAGGGCUCCAAGAUCACGGUCCCAGACUUCACGGAGGACUAUCACAGGCCAUUUCUUGGCGUGGUGCGUUCCCACCUAGCGCACAGCCUCCAGUUGGAAGGCAGUUCUUCGCUUCCCAUCCCUUACGUGGUGGAUCAGACUAUCUCUUUCGAGCAAUGCCCGCACUCUCCUGAAGCCCAGAGCAGCACACAGCGCCUUCACGUCAACAGGAACUAUAUCACAUUCGAUCCGACGGACAGCAUCGUCCGUUACGCCCAUGCAGCCACCAUCGCACCUCUCAGUGGAGUAAGUCCCUGCGACGCUGCCGAAUGUCCUGCCCACAGCAGCUGUAUUCCGGACGGUACAGAGUACCGCUGCCAGUGCGAUAGAGGGUACGAGCAGCUGCAUCAGGCUGAAAGUUGCACAACGUGCGCUGUUCAGACGGCUUGUGUAGAUAUGGAUGAGUGUGCGACGGGAAGAGAUAACUGCCACGCCAUGGCUGAAUGCGUCAACCUGGAAGGAAGCUUCGCAUGCCGAUGUCGUCCUGGAUUCACGGGAGAUGGUCUGCAUUGUCAGAAAUCUAGGACAUCCUCCUGCGCCGAUCUCAACUGUCACAUUUUCGCUGAGUGCGUGGAAGCCGCACCAGGUGUCGGGAUUCGGUGCCGCUGUGGGCCCGGCUACCAGGGUGACGGCCGCACGUGCAUCCAGUCGGCGGGCCUUAUAGCUGACUGCAGGCUUGCGCCACAACUGUGCGAUACCAACGCCGACUGCCAGUUGGACCCCCGGAGCGGGAAGUACGUGUGUAGAUGCAGGGCUCCGUUUGAGGGAGACGGCUCUACCUGCAGCAGGAGGUCCUGCAGGGAAUGUCAUCCGGAUGCCACGUGCGACAGGGAUUAUCGCUGCGUCUGCAACGACGGGUUCGAAGGCGAUGGAGUGAUAUCUUGCAGGAGGAUCGCGGACGCGUGUGCGGAGCUCCGCUGCCACCCGGCCGCCGAAUGCGUGCCUCCGAGCCAGCAAAGUCCACGCCACUGCCGAUGCCGGCCAGGAUUUGCGGGCGACGGCCACACCUGCCUUCCGACCCACGACGAUUGCCGCCUAUCGCCUCACUUGUGCGACGUAAACGCCGACUGCGAAUACGACCAUCGAGCCACCCGUUAUUCUUGUCGCUGCCGUCGUGGCUGGCGUGGGGAUGGUUCCUUCUGUGCCAAGGACUCGUGCCAAGACAUGGCCAACUGUCAUCCUGAUGCCCGGUGCCUGUACGACGUUCACCUCGACGACUACUACUGCGCAUGUAUCCCGGGGUUCUCUGGAGAUGGAUACGAAUGCAGACCUGAACUGGAGACGACGUGCGACGUACUGAACAGGUGCGCCCCAGAAGGUGGAGAAUGCGUGCGAGACUCUCGCGGAAGAUACGUGUGCCGUUGUCGUGACGGAUACAACGGAGAUGGAACACAGUGCGAACCCGUGGACGAGUGUUCCAGCAUCGAACAAUGUCACCCUCACGCUCAGUGCCUCUACGACGGCAGACGCUACCACUGUCAAUGUAACCCAGGGUUCCAAGGGGAUGGGCAGUUCUGUCAGCCCGUCCGAGAGGGGGACUCCUGCGACAUUCUCCAGAACUGCGACCCGUACGCCAGAUGCCUGUACGAUCCAAAUGAACGACGUCACCGCUGCGUCUGCCAACCAGGCAUGGAAGGAGAUGGCCAUACGUGUCACAAGACACAGCCUGCGAAGACGUGCGAUCAGUGCGGCCAGAAUGCCGCCUGUCUCAACUUGGAAAGCGGACCUGUGUGUCAAUGUAAAUCUGGGUACACCGGCGACGGGACUUUGUGCAUCCCCGUUCCCAAAGUGGAAGGUGGCUACUUGCUCUUCGGACAAGGGAUGUCUAUUCUCCAGAUGCCUUUCAAUCCUUCCAAGAGUAAUCCUGGCAAGCUGCUGCUCAUGGAGGAACAGCAAACCGUCGUCGGCAUCGCUGUCGAUUGCUCAGAAGGUCGCAUCUACUGGACAGACGCGGCGUCUGGCGUCAUUCGUCGUGCCUGGUAUAAUGGCUCCUCGCCCGAGACAUUCAGGUCAGGACUAAAGUCUCCCGAAGGCCUGGCCGUCGACUGGGCCUCCAAGAACGUGUUCUGGACGGACUCUGUGGCCGACACUAUUGAGGUAGCGUCGAUAGUUGGCGACUACCACAGCGUUCUUAUCGACACGGGCCUUGUGAAUCCCAGAGGAAUUACCCUGCAUCCAACGCUAGGGAAGAUGUACUGGUCUGACUGGCACCGUGCUUCUCCGCGUAUUGAGUCUGCCUACAUGGACGGGACGGGUCGUCAGGUCCUGGUGGAAGGCGGUGGCCUGGAGUUGCCCAACAUGCUAGCCAUAGACCUGGAGCACAACGACCUUUGCUGGACGGACGCCGGCAGGAGGACAGUUGAGUGCGUAAAUCUAAGUGGCAGCGGUCGGCGCACCGUAUUCACGCCGGCCGAAUACCCGUUCGGACUGGCUCUAGCUGAGGGACACGUCUACUGGACAGACUGGAACAUACCCUUCAUUCACCGCGUGGACCGUAACGGUGGCAAUUCCGACCCUCUUCCUCUGCCUCUGGGAAGCAACGGGAAAUUGUACGGUAUCACCGCUGUUCCUGCUCAGUGCCCACCACUGGCCAACGCUUGCAGCCACCAGAAUGGCGGCUGCCGCCAUCUUUGUUUGCCGAGCGGUCAGUGGGGACGCACCUGCCACUGUGACGAAGACGACCCGGAGUGUAAUCUAGUGGCUGCAUGAGUGUCUUUGAAUACACGAAUGUAAUGCAUCGUGUGGGGUAACGCUGCCAUCCCGUGGUGCCAGUGGUGACACAUUUGAGCCGUACCUCAUGCAUGGCCAACCCUGCAAAUUGUGGAAGAUGAGAGUUUGCAAUAUUCAGCUUCGCCCCUUGUUUGGAUAAUAAUCUUCGAGAUUUAUUCUAAUUUUAAGAGAGCUCAUCAAGUUAGGGAGCAUGUUCGAUGUAUAUGGCACGCACGACCGAACGAACGUACCUUCCGACAGGCUCCUAGAGGUGUCAGCGUUAUCACAUAGGUACUAUUCAUUGUUUCAUUGUGUUAGAUAAUCGAUUCAGUUUCAUUUAUCGUCUUAUUAUUUCGUUGCCAGCGGAAACAUCACACAGCAUCAAUGUUUUGCGCUAUCGCGUCUCGUUGUUACGUUUCGGGAAAAGAAAGACAAAUAGCCAUAGAAGAGUACAUUAUUACUGUCCUAGGGAGUCGUUAAUGAAGUUGUCCACGAGUUUGUUGUGAUACUUUUGCGAAAUAAAGUGCUCCAAACGA